Oreochromis niloticus (Nile tilapia) is the source of this 2570-nucleotide messenger RNA. Its product is annotated as seipin-like. Lineage: Eukaryota; Metazoa; Chordata; Actinopteri; Cichliformes; Cichlidae. The transcript has a single exon. Bases 98 to 1363 code for a protein of 421 amino acids. Gene Ontology annotation, biological process: lipid storage; lipid droplet organization. Gene Ontology annotation, cellular component: endoplasmic reticulum membrane. The record is from RefSeq and is a predicted model, not a curated record.
UUAUUUCGCCCGUGAUGGUAGCUGCAACUAUCACGGUUAGCUUGUAGCCGGUUAACCAGACUUCAAAUGGAGGGUGAAGAUAAGCGAUUACACGGCUAUGGAGGGGACCCACCCACUAAUGCAUCAAGGUAGGGACCUUCCGCUGAGGCAGCAGUCCACGGGACUCCAGGGAGCAACGACUGUCCAGAACAGGACCAGAAGAAGGUCGGUGAGUUCCGGAUCGGAAACAUUAGGAGGUGCCAUGGGACCACUUCUGCACUGGCUACACGAUGUGGCAGCUGUCACGCUCCUCAAAGCCCGACGGACAUUGCUUCAGGCAGCCAUCCUUUUUUGUGUCCUAGUGCUGCUGCUCUGGGUGUCCAUCUUUCUCUAUGGGAGCUUUUAUUACUCUUAUAUGCCUACCGUGAGCUUCUCCACCCCAGUGCACUUCUUCUACACUGCUGACUGUGAUACCUCGGAGUCGAGACUUUGCUCCUUCCCCACAGCCAACAUCUCUUUCAUGAAGAAUGACAGAGAUCAGGUGAUGGCCAAUGGUCAGCCUUACCAAAUAUCUUUGGAGUUGGAAAUGCCUGAAUCGCCAGUGAAUGAAGAGCUGGGUAUGUUCAUGGUAAAGAUGUCUUGUUAUACCAAGGGUGGAACAACUGUCUCAUCAGUUGGAAGAUCUACAAUGCUGCAUUACCGCUCUAAGCUUCUGCAGAUUAUGAGUACCUUAGUGUUCGCUCCUCUUCUCGUCACUGGCAUGGCGGAGCAGAAGCAGCUCAUAGAGGUGGAGCUCUUCUCAGACUACAAGACCAAUGCUUAUCAACCCACUAUUGGUGCAGUCAUUGAGAUCCACUCAAAACAGGUUCAGAUCUACUCAUCUCAGCUCCGUAUCCAUGCUUACUUCACUGGGAUUCGAUAUGUUCUGUAUAACUUCCCCCUGACAUCUGCAGUGAUUGGCGUGGCAACCAACUUUGCCUUCCUCAGUGUCAUUGUGCUGUUCAGCUACCUGCAGUUUAUAUGGGGUGGACUCUGGCCUCCAGAUCAAGUGAGAGUCAGGGUUAUGAUGGGAGACGACACCCGCAUUCAGCAGAGGAGAGAAGAGGUCCGAAAGCGCAUGGAGAGGGAAAACUCUCAGAAGGAACUUAAUUCUUCUAAAGUGACUGGAUCUGUGAGUGAGUCAUCUGAUUUUCAGGAGACUGGCACAGGCACUGAGCUGUCAAAGAAUGCCUCUGUAAUCCCAGAUUCCUUGGGGCCUGAUGUUCCAGAUAGCAAGGAAGAGGAGUCUCAUGAGUCUGAUGGGCCAGGGGUGGAAGAGAAUUCUCCACCUCAGCUGGGUGAAACAGUACUCCGGCAGAGACCUGGACCCUGGAUGAGCCUUUGAACCCUGUCACCUCACACAGUUACAGUACCUGUAGGAUAUGCUUAUAUAUUCCAUUAUCACUCUUUAGCAGUUUGAAUAUGAUUUGGCAGAUCGUGAUAGAUCAAGGCAUACCUACUGUUCCAAUUUGAUCAAAUUCACAUGCAUGACUGUAAUCAGUACUAGCCAUGUUGUUUUAGCUGGAACACUUCUCAUUUUGACAAGAGUUUUUGGGUUUUUUUUUAACUUUUAGUGCAGCUUAUUUCUUUCUUCUGGACUUACAAUUCUUUUCUGUGUUACAUUUGAGUUUAUUCUUUCCCACAUCAAGAGGUGCUACAUUCCAGAUCUGGCUUGUCUAACAGUAUUGUCUAUCGUCACAUAAUGCCAACAACUUAACACAGCCUUUAAGUCAGUUCAAUCUCCUCAUGUGCUACCCUUACUUCUCAGUUCAAACAUCAUUAAAUACGAAGCCACUUUUGAAAGUAAAUGCUUUGCAGUUGAAACAAAACUGCAAAAGACUGAUGCAUUUUCUCAAAGGGUCAUUCAGAGACCAAUUAGAUUUGGAAAUUUCGCUGUAAAAAGACAGCUAUGGUGAAAUGUGCAAAGGGCCCAGCCUGGGGGAUCUAAAAAAAAUAUGUUUUGUUUGUUUUUGUUUUUUGUUUUUUUUUUUAUAUUAUAAAUACAUGUUCUUUUUCAGUGUACCACAUGACUUACCUAGUGUGGCAUAUUUAGUUAAAGCUUGACUCUUUUAUACAGUUGUGGUUCAUUCUAUGAGGUCUUUAUUAUUAAGUGCAGUUUGCAUUCUGCUGUUUGUUAAAAAAUAUUAUUUAUUUAGUUUUCAUCACGACCAAGCACCAGAACAUUUUAGAUGGGUCUUUUAAGUAAUAUAGGUUUAUUGAUAUAUGUGAAACUUUCUUUAUUUAUCAUUAAUGACUAUGGAGAAUAAGAGGAAUGGUAAAGUUACUGUAGAAUUGAAGCUGAUGUUGGUAUGUGGCUCAGCCUCCAUGUGUUUAACCUGCACUUCAGGGGUGCUUUGGAUCCAAGUAUGUUUAAGUAAAGGAAGUGGGCAAGUUGUGUUUACGUUGGACUUUGAACCAAAGAUAUUUAUGUAUGUAAUAUAAUGCACUCAUAAUCUCUCAUCUUGUAUCCUGAGAAAAUAUGAGUAGAUGUUAUGUGUUAAACACAGUUAACUUCUUUAUUGUCACCAUAAUAAAGCAACUCUAGCUACCAA